Pseudomassariella vexata is the source of this 1617-nucleotide messenger RNA. RefSeq names its product putative salicylate hydroxylase. The coding region runs from base 193 to 1464 and encodes 423 amino acids. The transcript is spliced from 3 exons. The record is from RefSeq and is a predicted model, not a curated record. Gene Ontology annotation, molecular function: FAD binding; monooxygenase activity. NCBI's taxonomy places the organism in Eukaryota, Fungi, Ascomycota, Sordariomycetes, Amphisphaeriales, Pseudomassariaceae.
GCCAACGCAAUACCAUCAGGGCAGAACCUGAUGGAUACUAUAUUCGAAAUAUAAUAAGAUAGUUUCAUGUGCAUCCAGCUCGUAAAAGCCUUCUGUUGCUCGUAUGUCAAGUUUUGGUUGUAAUCAAUUCGAUACGCCCCUUUCACACCUUGCCUACGUCCCUCACUUACCUCGACCCCAACCUCAACUAUCAUGCCUUCAUCAACCAGCUGGAGACCCCUAAACAUUGCCAUAGUAGGCGGUGGCAUAGGCGGUCUAGCUGCGUCCAUCUCCCUCCGCAGGGCUGGCCAUAAAGUCACAAUCUACGAACGGGCCGAUUUCGUCGGCGAAGUGGGCGCCUCUAUCUCCUGCGCAGCAAACGGCACGAAGUGGCUUCAUAGAUGGGGCGUCGACAUUUCCAAAGGUGACGGUGUGGUGUUGCGCAAGCUGAUCAACCGCGACUGGAAUACGGGAGAGCCGGUGGAUGUCUAUGAUCUGGCUGAUUAUGAGGAAAAGUGGGGUUAUGUGUAUUACAUGUUCCACCGGCAGUAUAUGCAUGCUAUGUUCAUGGAUUGCGCGACGAGCGAGGAUGGGGAAGGUUUUCCCGUCAAGGUUGUGGUUAAUCACAAGUGCACGGCGAUUGACCUCGAGGCGGGUAUGGUGACGUUUGAGAAUGGAGUUACGGCUACCUACGACGUGGUGGUUGGGGCUGAUGGCAUCGGAUCUUCCGUUCGAGGAAUUAUUGGCAUCACGCCAGACAAGAAGCCUGCCAGCUCGAGUUGUCUGCACGUCAACGUGGAUACGGCCACUGCCGUGAAGAACGGGUUGGUUGACUACUCGCUGGAUAGUGCACUGGAGUACUGGGGCGGACACAAUACACGCAACAAGAUCGUGCUGUCGCCUUGCAAUGGAGGAAGCUUACUUUCGUACUACUGCUUCUUCCCGAGGGAAAAGGGGGAUUACGCCACGCAGAGCUGGACGAGCAAGGAUCUGCCGACGGAAGAUCUCCUGGCACCAUACCCAGACUUGGAUCCCAAGUUGCUCGAGCAUUUCAAGAUUGGUGUUGAGAUUCGCCCUUGGAGACUGUGGGUUCACGAGCCGUAUGGUUGGUGGCAAAAGGGAGUCGCUUGCGUGAUGGGAGAUGCUGCUCACCCUAUGAUGCCAGACCAAAGCCAAGGCGCGUGCAUGGCCAUCGAAGACGCCGCCUGCCUAGGCCUUGUCUUCAGCAAAGAACACUUCAACGGCGACGUCCGUGAAGCUCUGACAGUCUAUGAGGCCGUCAGGAAACCCAGGGCGACAAAAGUGCAGGCUGCUUCCGCAAGAGCCAGAGAGAACAUUCAUGAACGGAUCGGGUUCUCAUCCAACACGCAGAGCCCCCUAUACAAUGUCAAGGAUGAGAGCAAGAAGUUGACCAUCGAGGAGAUGAACACAUAUGAUAUGGAAAAGGACGUGGCGGACACUUUUGCUCAGCGGCGGAGUAGUUAAAGGGGGUGACUCGUUUUGUUUUGAAAGAAUUUCUUGGAGGGUAGCGACACGUCAUAAUACCUUUAGAAUUCAUUUCUGCUUGAAUUGCGUCUCUGGUCUAUGUAAUCAAAUAUCGCCGCCUAUGGAUUAAAUAUGUAGGUUAAAUGAUUCUGG